GGGACCGCUCCGUCACGCGGCCGUUCGCAGCCGCCCCAGCCACUGCAGCCGGCCCAGGCCAUCCAGCUGAGUCGGCCACGGGGCCGCGGCCCAGCACGACGCCGACCCGAGGCCAGCAGCCAGCCCAGCUUGCUGCUGGCCGACCAGCCGACCGCCAGGCUCCCGGCUGGUCAGACGAGCUGCCCGGGCUCGGCAUACGAGUACAGCUCCAGCGAAGAGUCCCUUUCGUCCGCCUCCUCCUCGCGCUGCUCGGUGGUGCGCCGCCUCAACACCACCAUGCCGGAGCUGCGGCCCGACCGACGCUCCCCCAGCCCCGUGGCGCCAGUCUCCGCUACUUCAGCUUCUGACAUCAGCCGGCAGAUGGCAGGAACGGACGCGUCCACCGCGUCCACCGCUCUCCGCGCGUCGCCUCCAACCCUGGCGGAGCGAGAGCGCCCGUCCUUGUUCAGCCCCGUCAAGCCGCUGGCGCAGACGGAGGGCGAGUCUGUCGACAUCGGGAGCAGUGGUGGAGCCAGUACCAGCGGCUCGUCGUUGUCCAAUCUCACAUCGACGCUCACGCGGGAAGGUCAGACGCUGCCGGCGGUGGCGGCGAGCCUGCACGAGCUGACGGCCGGGCUGCGCGGCCUGUCCGACCGCGUGGCGACGCUGGCGGACGGCCUGGAGAGCUCCCACGCCGAGCUAGCCGUCACUAGGGCAGACGUGGCGGCUGUGCAGGGCAGCGUGACGUCACUGCAGACCCUCGCCGCGUCCCUGAACAACAGGAUGGUCGCCUUCUCUGGCAUGUUCCGCAAGGUGGACGAGCAGCUGCUGGACAUGUGGUCGGAGAUGGACACUGUCAACAACAACGUGCACCACGUGAUGCAUAAGGCGCUCGAGUACCAGGAGCAGAACGAGCGGAUGUCGGCCCAGCUGGAGGAGAUGCGAGCCGAGCUGCUGGCCGCCUUCCCCGAGAGGCUGCUGGGGAUGCCGCGGUCCGCGACGACGCGUACCCCGCCCAGGAGUCAGGCGAGGUCAAGGUCGCGCCGCGACCGCCACGACUCGGAGCAGCUCUGCGAGAUAGAUGAUCUGGUGGUCGAGCCGGCGACAGAGCCACCUGGUGACGGAGCGCAGGUGACGCCCUGUGACGACACCAGUCAGUAGAGACGGGUGCGCUGCAGGCGCCGGCAACGCGCCCCCGCGUCUGAGCUCUCCCGUGCUUUCCAUGUUGGAAGGCGGAUUUUUAUUAAUCAUUUUUUACUUCGCGGUCAAGUGUUUUCCUCAUUGCCUUGUCGUGUUGCUGGUACUUAACAUUUGUCACUGUGAUUUUCAAAAAAUGGCGUGCUUCUUUAGUUGUGUUGAUCUAAGACCGUUGACUCUGUACUUAUCUGCGAGAACUAUCAGAAACAGUCCUUCCGAUAAAGAGGGAAGUAACUCCCGUGGAGAUUCGUAGACGACUCCGAAGAGAAUAGCGAUCGGGCACUGGUGCCACGUUGAACAUAGCUCAAUAUUGUAUAGAGAAAGUGUACGUUGAUGCGUGCAACAAUCAUGUUGACAUAAAUGUUGAUGAAAUAAAGUUAGUGAGCCUU
Messenger RNA from Pollicipes pollicipes, 1565 nucleotides. RefSeq lists its product as uncharacterized. The transcript has 5 exons. Lineage: Eukaryota; Metazoa; Arthropoda; Thecostraca; Pollicipedomorpha; Pollicipedidae. The record is from RefSeq and is a predicted model, not a curated record. Bases 277 to 1140 code for a protein of 287 amino acids.